Huiozyma naganishii CBS 8797 is the source of this 4683-nucleotide messenger RNA. RefSeq names its product myosin 2 (gene MYO2). Gene Ontology annotation, cellular component: actin cytoskeleton; myosin complex; vesicle. Lineage: Eukaryota; Fungi; Ascomycota; Saccharomycetes; Saccharomycetales; Saccharomycetaceae. The transcript has a single exon. Gene Ontology annotation, biological process: vesicle transport along actin filament; actin filament organization. Bases 1 to 4683 code for a protein of 1560 amino acids. Gene Ontology annotation, molecular function: ATP binding; actin filament binding; microfilament motor activity. The record is from RefSeq and is a predicted model, not a curated record.
AUGUCGUUUGAAGUUGGCACGCGGUGCUGGUUCCCGAGCAAAGAGCAGGGCUGGAUCGGAUGCGAGGUGACGAGGAACAAGUUCGAGGACGGGAAGUACGCGCUGCAGCUUGCCCUCGAGGAUGGGACUGUGGUGGACGUGCAGGUGGACUCGCUGACCGAUGACAAGGACGAGCAGCUUCCUUUGCUGCGGAACCCGCCGAUUCUGGAGGCGACGGAGGACCUUACCUCGCUGUCGUACUUGAACGAACCCGCGGUGCUGCACGCUAUUAAGCAGCGAUACGCUCAAUUGAAUAUAUACACGUACUCUGGGAUUGUGCUGAUUGCGACGAACCCGUUCGAUAGGGUUGACCAACUGUACUCGCCGGAUAUGAUCGAGGCGUACGCUGGGAAGCGCAGGGGAGAGAUGGAUCCGCACUUGUUCGCGAUCGCGGAGGAGGCGUACCGCCUCAUGAAGAACGGCCACGAGAACCAGACGAUUGUUGUCAGCGGGGAGUCUGGGGCAGGGAAGACGGUCUCGGCGAAGUACAUAAUGCGGUACUUCGCGUCCGUCGAGGAGGAGAUGUCCUCCAACAUGGGCAACUUGCAGCACCAAGCAGAGAUGUCCGAGACGGAGCAGAAGAUCCUCGCAACAAACCCGAUCAUGGAGGCGUUUGGGAACGCCAAGACCACAAGAAACGACAACUCGUCCCGGUUCGGGAAGUACUUGGAGAUUCUCUUCAACGACAAAACCUCGAUCAUCGGCGCCAAGAUUAGAACUUACUUGCUGGAAAGGUCCAGAUUGGUGUACCAACCACCAACGGAAAGGAACUACCAUAUCUUUUACCAGUUGCUUGCAGGUCUGACCCCGGACGAGAAGGCGAAACUUUACUUGACAGACGCGGAGGAUUUCGCGUACACGAACCAGGGCGGCGACACCAAGAUCAAGGGGAUGGACGAUGCAAAGGAGUACUCUAUUACUGUGGACGCGUUGCAACUGGUCGGUAUCGACGAGACUGCGCGUGCUGGGAUCUUCCAGAUCCUAGCCGCGCUGCUUCACAUCGGUAACAUCGAGGUUAAAAAGGGCAGAACGGACGCUUCGUUGUCCUCCGAAGAACCAAACUUGAUUAAAGCUUGUGAACUGUUGGGGAUUGACACGUUCAAUUUCGCGAAAUGGACCACGAAGAAGCAAAUUGUGACGAGGGGGGAAAAGAUCGUUUCGAAUCUGAACUUCAACCAAGCGGUUGUUGCGAGAGAUUCCGUCGCGAAGUUCAUAUACUCUGCAUUGUUUGACUGGCUGGUCGCCAACAUUAACACGGUGCUGUGUAACCCUGCGGUCACCAACCAAGUGAAAUCAUUCAUCGGUGUCCUGGACAUCUACGGGUUCGAGCACUUCGAAAAGAACUCCUUCGAACAAUUUUGUAUCAACUACGCGAACGAGAAGUUGCAACAGGAAUUCAACCAACAUGUGUUCAAACUGGAACAGGAAGAAUACGUCAAGGAGGAAAUAGAGUGGUCGUUCAUCGAGUUCAACGACAACCAACCGUGCAUUAACCUUAUCGAAAACAAGAUAGGUAUCCUGUCGCUGCUUGACGAGGAGAGUAGACUACCCGCGGGUUCUGAUGAGUCCUGGACGCAGAAAUUGUACCAGACUUUGGACAAACCUCCAACGAACAGAGUCUUUUCAAAGCCUAGAUUUGGCCAGACCAAGUUCGUGGUUGCGCAUUAUGCCCACGAAGUUGCUUACGACACUGAAGGGUUUAUUGAAAAGAACAGGGACACCGUCUCCGAUGGCCAUUUGGAGGUCCUCAAGGCUUCCACGAACGAGUCUUUGUUGAAUAUCUUGCAAAACAUGGAAUUAGAGGCCGCCAAGCUGGAAGAAGCUAAAAAGGAGGAACAAGAGAAACAGGGCGCGGUAGCUAAACGACCGGGCCCUAUGAGAGCGACCAACAGGAAACCUACCUUGGGGUCUAUGUUCAAACAGUCUCUGAUUGAACUGAUGACUACAAUCAACUCGACCAACGUCCACUACAUCCGCUGCAUCAAGCCUAACAACGACAAGGAGGCCUGGGUGUUUGAUAAUCUGAUGGUUCUAUCCCAAUUGAGGGCCUGUGGUGUCUUAGAAACAAUCAGAAUAUCCUGUGCUGGGUUCCCAUCACGGUGGACUUUUGACGAGUUUAUUCUGAGAUACUAUAUCCUUACCUCUCCUGAUGAGUGGGCUAGUAUUUUCAGGAACGAGAACACGAGCGAAGACGAUAUCAUUGCUCUGUGUAAGAAAAUCUUAAACGUUACAGUGCAGGACAAGACAAAGUACCAAAUCGGUAAUACGAAGAUAUUCUUCAAAGCCGGGAUGUUGGCGUAUUUGGAAAAGUUAAGAACUGAUAAGAUGAACCAUGCGAUUAUCAUGAUUCAAAAGAAGAUCAGGGCGAAGUACCACCGCAAGCAGUACUUGCGGAUUCAAAAAUCGAUUGCGAAACUUCACUCUUUGGUCAAAGGUGUCGUUGUCAGGUCCACGGUGGAGACUGAGAUGAGAGUUAACUUGGCUAUUGACAUCCAGAGACUGUACCGUGGUGAAACGGUGCGUUUAGAGACGGAACAAGUGUUGUCAAGCGUCGCUGAGAUUCAAAGAAGGAUCAAGAGACGUCUUGCGGAGACACAUCUGCGCGAGAUGUACGAACAAAAAGCUGCCGUGUCGAUCCAAAGCAGAGUCAGGGCUUUCCAACCUCGGAGACGUUUCAACUUCCGGAGACGUUGUGCUGUUGUUAUCCAGUCGCGUAUUAGAAGACGUUUCGCGGAGGCUAAAUUGAAGGUAUUGAAGGCGGAGGCGAAGAGUGUCAACAAGUUGCAAGAGAACAGUUACAAGUUGGAAAACAAGGUGAUUGAGUUGACGGAGAACUUGGCCGCCAAAGUGCGUGAGAACAAGGAAAUGCACAUUAGGUUGGUUGCCUUGCAAAAACAGCUGGAUGAAACUGCCACUUUGAGGGACUCGAUUGAAUCGCAGAGACUGGAACAUAGCAAGAUGAUCGAGGACCAGCAGUCCGAUUUCGUCACGAAACAGAAAGAUUUGGACGACCAAUUGUUGGCCGCACACAAGUCUAUUGAAGGGUAUGAGCGUGAGAUUGCCGAAAUGACGGCAAGGCACGGUGUUCUAAAACAGGAAUCGCUUGCGACGCUUGAGGAGUUGGACACCGCUAGAAAGGAGUUGAAUGAUUACAAGUUACAGAAUUCUGAUCUUCAAAACGAGGUGAAGUCUCUUAAGGAGGAGAUUGUUCGUCUGCAGAACAGUAUUGCCCUGGGGACUGUCACCACCAGUGUUAUUCCACACAGUCCCGGUGCUAGGAUGUCGAGUGAGAGCAGAGUGUUGACAAACGAGUUCAUCGAGGAGCACACUGUCGAUGGGAUGAUCUCGCAAGGUGCACCACUAGUCGGUGCGUCUGUCGAAGAGAUCAACGACGAGUUGUUCCGUUUGCUGGAGGACACAGACGCGUUGAACGAGGAGAUUACUGAGGGUCUGUUGAAGGGGUUCAAAGUGCCAGACUCUGGCGUGGCGAUCCAGUUGAGCAGGCGGGACGUGGUGUACCCUGCGCGGAUCCUAAUCAUCAUAUUGAGCGAGAUGUGGCGGUUUGGGUUGACGAAGCAGAGCGAGAAUUUCUUGGCGCAAGUGUUGACUACGAUUCAACGAGUGGUUACCACUUUGAAGGGGGAACACCUUAUUCCCAGCGGUGCCUUUUGGCUUGCCAAUGUGCGUGAGUUGUACCUGUUCGUACUUUUUGCACACCACUCGAUCCUGACACAGGAAUCCUUUAAGGAGGACAUGAACAAGGAGGAGUACGAUGAGUACGUCUCGUUGGUGACUGAAUUGAAGGAGGAUUUCGAGUCCUUAAGUUACAACAUUUACAAUAUCUGGAUGAAGAAGUUACAGAAGGAGUUGCAAAAGAAGGCGAUCCCCGCGAUCGUAUUGUCCGAGUCGCUGCCCGGGUUCAGUGUCGCGGAGAACGGUGGGUUCUUGAACAAGUUUUUCAGCCACAACGAGGAGUACACGAUGGAUGACAUCUUGACUUUCUUCAACAACAUCUACUGGUGUAUGAAAUCGUUCCAUAUUGAGCACGAGGUGUUCCGACAAGUGGUGACGACUCUGCUGACGUACGUCGACGCGAUCUGUUUCAACAGCUUGAUCAUCAAGAGGAACUUCUUAUCCUGGAAGCGCGGGUUGCAAUUGAACUACAACAUCACGCGGUUGGAGGAGUGGUGCAAGACGCAUGGGCUUGUCGACGGCGCGGACUGCCUACAGCAUCUGACGCAGACAUCGAAGCUUCUGCAGUUGAAGAAGUACACGACGGAGGAUAUCGAUAUCCUACGCGGGAUCUGUUCGGACUUGACCCCAGCACAAUUGCAGAAACUGAUCACACAAUCGUACACGGCAGAGUACGAGUCUCCGACGCCGCAGGAAGUGCUCGAGUACGUUGCUGGGAUCGUGAAGGCGGAGGGCAAGCAAGCAAACACGGAGGGCAAGCAAGCGAACACGGAUAUCUUCCUGCAGUUGAAGACGGGGCCCUUCGAGGACCCGUUCAUGAAGAUCCCACACAAGAAGUUCGACCAAGUCGAGGCGUACAUCCCCGCGUGGCUGAACUUGCCGAUGACGAAACGGAUCGUCGACCUCAUCGCGCAAAAUGUCAACGCGGGAGGGGAGACCCAGGGAGAGUGA